AUGUUGAGAAGUUUAAUUCGCAUUAAUAGAGCUGGUAGUCAAUGCUCAAGAUUAUGCGCAGCGACUACGCUAAGCCUAAAUAGUAUCAAGAACUUUAGCGGAAUAUCCCCAGGGAUCCAGAGAAAUGUCAACAAAAAGGUUCCUUUACUCAACAACUGUGUCUGUCGGACCAUGUUCAUUCAGACACAGGAUACUCCCAAUCCAAAUAGCUUGAAGUUCUUACCUGGCGUUAAAGUGUUGGAAUCAGGACAAACUAUGGAUUUUCCUAACAUCGGUGAAGCUCAAUGUAGUCCUUUAGCAAAAAUGAUUUUCCGCAUCGACGGAGUGAAAUCAGUGUUUUUCGGUCCUGAAUUCAUAACUGUAACAAAGCAAGAUGAUGAUGUUGACUGGAGGGUUAUGAAACCAGAUAUUUUUGCAACUAUUAUGGACUUCUUUGCCAGCGGUUUACCUGUAGUAAUUGAUGCUAAACCUUCAGGAGAUACACAAAUAAAUGAAGAUGAUGACGAGACAGUACAAAUGAUAAAGGAGCUCUUAGAUACCCGUAUCAGGCCUACAGUUCAGGAAGAUGGUGGUGAUGUCCUAUUUGUGGACUUUAAAGAUGGUAUAUUAAGGCUCAAAAUGCAAGGUUCCUGUUCUUCAUGUCCCAGCUCGAUUGUUACUUUGAAGAAUGGAGUACAAAACAUGAUGCAGUUCUACAUCCCAGAAGUGGUAGCUGUUGAACAAAUUGAUGAUGAAGGCGAAAAACUUAGCGAAAAAGUGUUCAAAGAAUUUGAACAAUUGAAAACCAAAGAAAAGGCAGACCCUUAA
Spodoptera littoralis (African cotton leafworm) is the source of this 807-nucleotide messenger RNA. Lineage: Eukaryota; Metazoa; Arthropoda; Insecta; Lepidoptera; Noctuidae. The record is from the annotation of a GenBank genome assembly.